AUACGUGGGAAAGCUGUCAAGUGCUCUCGCGAUCCAGAGUUGCUUAAGUCAGCUGACGCCAGGAUGCAAUUGCUCGUCGCUCAUCAACUCUAACGAGAUCGCUCGUGCAAUCGUGUAGAAGAUCGUUGGUACGAAGUGCUUCGUUUCUUUCUUCGCAAAUCAAGUUGGUGGUUGAAGAGUUUGUCUACAUUUAUACAACGUCUCUAGAGCAAUAAGGAUCAUCAUGCCUCUCAGUGCAGAUAUAUCUACAGCGCUUCAUUUAUUGGAGCAUGUUCAAGAACGUGUGGAGGAUUGCGAUGAUCCCAAACUGCAGAUGCACACAUCUCAAGAUCUGAAGUCGUUGAUUUCGUUACUGGAGGAUCCAGUGUUUCGCAGCAUAGUCACCAUUCAGGAUUCCUUGCUUGAACUGAACAGCCAGUUGCUGAUUCAUCCCUCUAUUGUGCCCGGUGACUUUGACAUCAACGUCAGCGGGCAGCUAGAACUAUCAACUCCCAGCUCAAGUACUCAGGGAGUAGGACAAAAUAUAUUCCAAGAUUAUCAAGAUAGCAGCGACUUGGAAGAUCAAAGAGUACCAGUUGCUCCUUUAAUGCAUGGCAGCAGCAGCGAAGAUACAAGUGCACAGGUGACCAGUCCCAGUCUCGUCUCAGAAGUAAUGGGAAUGCCGCCAAUAACCACUUCCACUUACGCAAAGGAGUUUAAAAAGGUCAUUGAAGCUGCGGCAAAAGGACGACAGAUAUUUACGGUGCAGCUGUACAGACCGGAAGGAACCAGUCUGGGAUUCAGCGUGGUUGGCCUUCGCAACGAGAAUAAAGGCGAGCUCGGCAUAUUCUUACAGGAGAUACACGCGAACGGCAUCGCAAGCUGCGACGGACGACUGCUAGAGGGGGAUCAGAUAUUGGCGAUCGAUGGGCAACCGCUAGAUUCGAAUGUCUCCCAUGAGCAGGCGAUCGCAAUUCUUCAGAAGGCACGUGGUCUGGUUGAGCUAGUCAUCGCGAGAAGCGCCCAAGACGUUGGGAGCUCUUUGCCAACGGAUGAAUUGUCCGGCGGUUCGAGUUCGACAGCGGCCGCAGGAGCAGCGUCGUCCAUCGUCGGCGCCGCUGCUGGGAACAACCAGACAAGCUCCGACAAGGAUCAAUCGGUGUCAGUGUCGUCCACCGUCGUUACACCGGCACCGACCCCGAAGUCAAGCCAACCGGCGAGCACCACUUCGGCGGCGACCCCGACGCCCACGCAUACGCCAACACCCACGCCGACCUCGACACCGGUACCUGGUGGCCUUGUCAUCGAAAGGAGCCCCUCCGCCGUCAGCGACGCCUCCAAGAGUGGCUCUGACAUGGUGUUGAAUACGGAAUGGGCUCAAGUUGAAGUAAUUAAUCUCAUCAAUGAUGGCAGCGGUCUCGGAUUCGGCAUCAUCGGCGGCCGCAGCACCGGCGUCGUUGUUAAAACAAUUCUUCCGGGAGGAGUUGCCGAUCGGGAUAAUCGACUUCAGAGCGGAGAUCACAUAUUGCAGAUCGGCGAUGUCAAUCUACGCGGGAUGGGAAGCGAACAAGUUGCCGCGGUUUUACGGCAAUCGGGCACCCACGUGCGGCUCGUUGUCGCGCGACCUGUGGAGCCAACUUCGCCGGAUUAUCAGGCGCUCGGCAGUCAUGCCCCGAUCGUUCCGACGAAAAUUCUGGGAGAUCCCGACGAGCUGGACAGACAUCUGGUGCACAGCGUCUCUGCGGAGAACUACAACAUGCGACAUGUGCAGGGCGGCGACACGAGCUACGACAACGGCUACAUGUACUCGCAGGAGUCAGACAUUGAAAUGCACGCAAGACCCGGUCUCAUCAUGGACGUGGUACGCAACCCAAUGCCAAUUGGCACGAUGCCAGUUAUACCGGCGGUGCCACUUCCGGUGCAGCUCCAGGAUCUGCCGGUGCUCACGAUGGAGGCCCUCGACAUCAAUUCACUGCCAGAAAUGGAGCGCUUCACGGUCGCGCUUACGAAGGACAUCUACGGUCUCGGCAUUACCAUCGCCGGUUACGUCUGCGAGAAAGAAGAACUUUCCGGCAUCUUCGUUAAGAGCAUCAGCGAGGGUAGCGCAGCCGACUUGAGCGGUAAGAUUCAAAUAAACGAUCGCAUAGUGGAAGUGGACGGUCACUCCCUGCAGGGCUACACCAAUCACGAGGCUGUUGAGGUGUUAAGACGUACCGGGCAAACGGUAACUCUUUGCUUGGAGCGAUAUCUACGUGGACCAAAGUUCGAACAGCUACAACAAGCAAUCGCCGCGAGCGAGUCUACCUCAGCCUUGAGACUACCUCAGCCGAGUUCCCCGUCGAUAACGAGCCUACCUAGUUUCCCCAUGAGCGCGCAGGAUGGCGAGACCACCACCGAAAUAGAGCCAGAAGGCGAAUCGCACACUACCGUGGACAGCGCGAUACUGCAAGAAGGCGAGCGUGUAAGAUCGUCGGACGAACAGGAUGACGCGGCCAACGUCGAGGCUCUAUUGAGCGACCCGUCGACCGAGCUAACGCCUCAAAUUCGCGCGGCUAUUAAAGCUAAGUGGCAGAAGAUCGUCGGACCCGAUAGAGAGAUAGUGGUCGCCCAACUGAAGAAGUUCGCCGAAGGCAGCGGUCUCGGAAUCAGUUUGGAGGGAACAGUCGACGUGGAGAACGGGCAGGAAGUACGGCCUCAUCAUUAUAUACGCGCCGUAUUGCCGGAGGGUCCUGUCGGACAGAACGGCACCCUGCGUUCCGGCGACGAGCUGCUAGAGGUGAACGGCUAUCGUUUAUUGGGUAUCAAUCAUAUGGAGGUGGUUAGCGUGUUGAAAGAGUUGCCUAUACACGUUCGUAUGGUUUGCGGAAGAAGGAUCGCUUCCCAAGAUCCACUCUGUCCCAUCGACACCGCUCAACAUCAGGCCGCUUUUCAGACUAGAAGUAUUCUCGGCGGGUCUCUGCAGAACUUGUUGCCCACAAUGGAUCGCCUCGUGAAGGCGAAGUCGGACGGUUCCUUGGCUUCGACGACGACCACGGCCACAGUAACCGACGCGAGUCUAAAUAAGAUGAAGUCGCGCUCGUUAGAACCGCUUACCGGACUGGCGAUGUGGAGUUCCGAGCCGCAAAUUAUCGAAUUGGUUAAAGGAGAGAGGGGCCUUGGGUUCUCCAUUUUGGAUUAUCAGGAUCCAAUGAACCCCAACGAAACUGUGAUAGUAAUACGAUCGCUCGUGCCCGGAGGGGUGGCACAGGUUGACGGGCAGUUAAUACCGGGCGAUCGGCUUCUGUUUGUGAAUGACAUCGCAUUAGAGAACGCAACACUGGACGAGGCCGUGCAGGCGCUCAAAGGCGCCCCGAAGGGAACGGUUCGCAUCGGCGUGGCCAAACCGCUGCCAAUACCAGACAGUAUUGUCCAGCAGAAGAUGACGCCCAAGAUCAAACGAAGCAAAAGUUUUCCAAACGAGAGCGAGACGACCGAUCGCGUUACCGAGCUCGAGGACUUGCUCUCUUCGAGAUCAGGAUUCAGUGAAACAUCGACGAACAAACCGGAAAUCGACGAGGACGAGGAAGACGAUUGGAAGGAUGCGUCUCCGAUUACGCCGAUCUGCAGUCCCGCGCGUCGACCUCCCAGGCUUCAUCAUCGGGACAAACGGUCACCGACCAGAUACGUCGACGUCGACAACGACGUCGAGAUCAUUCACGAGUUCUAUCCGACCACGUCCAAGACGAUGCACGAGGAGACGAGCAUCGUGUCGUACGGUGGCACGAUAAUCGUCGAAACGACGAGGAUACCCAGACACACGAAGGACGCGACAACGAGAAUGGAGAGGGUGGCGCCGAAGGUGAAAUUAAAGAAGCAAUCGUCGUCCACGGAGGUGGAUCGCGUGCCUCCCGUGCAGGAGGAACCGUCGUCCAGCGCGGAAGAAGUGUCCAAGGUCACGACGAAAUCGUUGCGAAAAUCAAGGGAGGAACGCCGGAAGACUUUGAAACGCCACAGCAGCGCGGAAUCCGAAGGACGUACGUCCACGUCGAGGGAAACGCUCGAGAGGUCGGACACGUCGUCGGAAAAGGGCGCCAAGAAGAAGAUCCUCGCGCUGAAGGAAGAUACGUCCAGACGGAAACUGGAGUCGCUGGGAGACGAGGAGAUCAGGAGAAAGGCUGAGGACAGUUAUCGGCGAUCGAGGGAGGAGAGAAAGAGUUUGAAAGAACAAGAGUGUAUCGAGAGGGUGACGGAGUUCUUGACGAGACACGGUAUUCUCACUGUUCCUACUUAUCCCGACAAGAGUCUCGAAGCGGCGGAAUCUCUCGUUCCUGAAAGACACGAGGACGAACAACCGGAACAACAAUUGAGACGACCAUCGGCCGUUAACAAAGAAGAAGAGACUCCCUCAAUCGAUACGACGCUCGUCGCGUUCGCGAAGAGGAGGGAGAGUUUGAAGAAAGUGCCUGAAGUGGUGCAGGAGGCGACGGAUUCUCUGACGGAUUUGAAAGUCACCGCGAAGGACGCCAGGAGACUUUCGGAGAGCAAAAAGCAACGACCGAUCUUGGAACGAGCCUCGGCAGCCAUUUCGGAUGUUCAACAACCCGAAGCGACGAUUCAAGAACCGGCAAAACGACCCAGCUCGUUGAGAAAGAGGAGAGAUUCCUUUUCGCGAGAAUCCUCGAGGGAAUCGCUGUUAGAGGAGAAAAAGGAAGUUAGGAUUCAGGAGGACGUUCAGGAGAUCUUCUUCGAGGACACGAGCGAGCAGAUAACCGAACUCUUGCCGGAAGUCCAGUUGGUGAAAGCCAGGAUCAUUACGGCGGAGGAGGCGACCGCGCUACGAUCCGAGGAGACGGUCACCAAAAUCGAGAUCCACUCGCCGCCGGAAGUGGUCGUGGGCCACGAGACGGUCAAGCCGAAGUUGAUGCGAGCCCCGUCGCCGGAAAUCGUCUCGUCGUUGCAACUGCCCUCGUUGGCGAAGUCGACGUCCGAGAGCACUUUGAUGAAGGACAAGCCCGAGUCCGGCGAGGAUCAGAAGGUAUCCGUGAGAAACCUAAAGCCCGAGAUUCUUCUGGACUUGUCGAAAGUCACCGACAACAGCGAGGAUAGCGAGGUGACGCCCGAAGACGACAGGGAUCGUCACAAAGAGAGGCGAUUCAGCAGAACCGGAAGCGAAGGUUCGAAGAGAUUGAUCAAGAUCCAGAAGGAGGAACAAUUUCCCUUCAAAGUCAGCAGCCUCGCGAUCCCGGACAGACCGGAACUGACGGUUCUGCGUGACGGGGACACGACGAGAACGACGGAGGAAGCGAGAGCGGACGAUGAAAUUUCGAGAUCUCGACGCGAGGAAUACGUCGACGCGCCGAGGGAUUCUUCGAUUUCACCGAGCGAAGUUGCCGAUCGCGCGGCACAGGAUCGACGCGAGGAACAAAAGGAGGAUCGCGACACCUCCGAUCGGACUCCUUCGCGCGAAAAACCCUCGCCGUUGUCGGAGGAAGUGACUCGUAGAUACGAAGAGGACAGUUUGAUCUGCAAGGAGCAUUCUCUCGAGUAUCAGAGCCAGACGCUCGAGAGCCAAUCGGAUCAUCUGUUCCACGAGGCGAUCACUCCUUCGCUUCUGGAGGAUCUGUCGGAGGCUCAGGAGACUUACGACGAAAGCAUCUCGGAGGUCGAACGCAGCUUCAAGGAGACUCAUUCCCAGUACUCGCCUAAGGAGAAGCGCGACGUACAGACGCAGACUGUGCAGGAGUCGAAGAGCACGCAGUGCAGUCCCGAGCAGAGUGUAACGAGUCCCUGCGAGGAACCGUUGUCUGCUAUCAGUCCGUUCCGCGUCGGCCAGAAGUACUUCCAGAGCCCAAAGCGGGAAGUGCAAACGCAGACGCAGGACGAGAACAAGAGUGUUCAGUGCUCGCUCGAAGACUUUGGUGAUCUCGCGAGAAGCGACGAUCGAUCGCAGGAGUCGAAGAGCGUUCAGUGCAUCCCGGAGGACAUAUCCGCGAGAUCGUCAUCCGACAGAUCGAGAUCUUCCUCGCGGGAGGACGCACUGCGCAGUCCGCGACGAGAAGUCGAGGUACAGACCUAUCAGGAGUCAAAAGCGAUCCAAUGCAGCGACGACGAGCUGCUGCUCGAGGCUGAUCAAGCGAGCAUCGAUCGUCCGGAGUAUUCGUUUCAGAGCAGACCGACGAGCUCGACGUCCAGGAAGACCGAGAGCUCGCCCUCGUCGAUCUCGCCGAGUUCGCCGCGGAAGUUUCCGACAGUCGUCUUCGUGGAGCGCAGAGGGGACAUGACCGUCACGCACAGAAAUCACGAUGGCGAUGUCACCUGGUCCAAGCACUGGGGCCCGGAGAGAUUGGUGGAGAUAUACAGAGAGCCGAGGACCAGCCUAGGGCUCAGCAUCGUCGGCGGAAAGGUCGAUCUGCACAACGGCGGCUCCAGCAAGUCCUCCCAGAAUAUUUCCGGGAUAUUCAUCAAGAAUGUUCUGCCGAACAGUCCGGCCGGCAGAACCGGCGGUCUCAAGAUUGGAGAUAGAAUAAUUGAGGUGGACGGUGUGGACCUGCGACACAGCACGCACGAGCGUGCAGUGGAGGUUAUUCAAGCCGCCGGAAAUCCCGUCUGCCUUGUCGUCCAGUCCUUGGUGCAUGUGAGCCCGGAGCACGGCGGCAGCGCGUUCCAAGAGGAAAGAGACACCAAAGGUCGGAAACAGGCUGUCAAGAGUCAUACGUCGUCGUCUUCUUCCGGCCUCAGCCCCGGCACGCCGACUGCCUCCUUUCGUCGCAAACCGUCGCCGGUUUCGCCAGCGAGGUCCAUCACACCAGAAGUGAUACAGCCAGGAUUCGGGGACGUUCGGGAAAGCUACCCACGUGGAGAAUCUCAGAGACAGAGUGCAGAUGGAUCAGCUUCCAACGCGCGAAGAUCCUCCAUGAAGAAGUCAAUUCGCAAGACGGCUCCGUCGCCGCCCGUGAACCCUCCGGGUAUUCUUCGCGAGGUGAGCGAGGAACGAGAGGAUCGCGCGGCGAAAUCCGAUGAGAAACCCAAGUACCACAGCGAGAGCUCGAGCGAUGACGAGGAGGACACCCGCAUGCUGGAGGGAAAUGUCUACACGAAGGGCGGCAUCGAGAUUUCGAGAAAGAGCGCUGGAAACGUGAGACGGACGAAGGAGGAAAUUGAAGCUGAUCCGGAAGAAGAGGACGAGUACGGAUAUACUGCCAUGAAGAUACAGAAAAGAUAUCACAAUCUCGGACACAAAGUGCUGAUGGUGGUUCUCGAAAAGGACAGAUCGGGACUGGGCAUUUCUCUGGCGGGGCAUAAGGAUCGAAACCGAAUGGCCGUGUUUAUCUGCGGCCUGAAUCCGAAGGGUGUAGCGUACAAGAACGGCAAGCUUGCUAUCGGCGACGAGAUAUUGGAAAUAAACGGCUCUAUGCUGCAAGGACGAUGUCACUUAAACGCCUCCGCUCUAAUCAAAGGCAUGGCCGGCACUUGCUUCAAGAUCAUUGUUUAUCGGAGAUCGAAGGCUGUCGAUGACAUUGCUGUAAAGCCGAUAGUUCAAUUUCCACCGACCUUGGAUGACGUUUUCAAAGAAGCUUUCAGCAAGUACAAGGGAGUCCGCGAGGUGCAAGUGAAAAAGUCUCAAUACGGCCUGGGGAUAAUGAUUAUCGAGGGAAAGCACUUGGCCGUGGGACAAGGUAUCUUUGUGUCUGACAUUCAGGAGGGCAGUGCCGCCGAACAGGCUGGAUUGCAAAUAGGAGACAUGAUCCUGGCCGUAAACCUGGAUAGCUUACUAGGCCGUACGUACGAUGAGGCGACGGAGUUGUUGAAGAAAGCGGAGGGCGUCGUCAAGCUUACGGUGUGCAAUCCCAACGAAAACAGAACGGAGGAACAGGCGAAAGGAGGAAAGGACGAGAAAGCCGUUUCUCCGGCGCCAAAACCAAAAGAACCCGAGAAGCCUAAGGAGCAACUGGAUCCGAAGACUUGCAGUAUACCAGUCGGUCAAGAAGUGACGAUAGAGUUUCAGAGGGAGAAGAACCAAAUUAUGGGUAUUUACAUCGUUGGUGGUACUGACACGCCUUCGAACGGCGUGUUCGUUUUGGAUUUAUUCCCCGAUGGCGCGGCCAUGAAGGACGGCCGGUUGCAGCUCGGCGAUCAGAUACUCAGCAUAAACAGCGUGAUGUUCAAGGAGAUGGAAUACAUUAAAGCUCGCGAAACGAUUCUGAAGCAACCCGCCGGACCUAUCAUAAUGUCGGUGUUGCGCCAUGAGAAACCGGCCGAGGAAUACGAGGUCGAGAUACAGAAAAAGAGCGGCAGAGGAGCCGGUAUUUGUUUCGCCGCGUUCAGAAGCGGCAAAGGAGCCUACGUGAGCGAGUUGACGCCAGGCGGACCGGCCAUCGAAACCGGUAAGAUACUCAGAGGCGAUCAUCUUCUAGCGAUCAGCGGAUUGGACGUUCGCGAGGUUUCCUUGGACGACAUCGCUUUUCACAUGAAAAUAUCCAAUCCGUUGCAACUGAAGCUGGCUAGGUACAAGUCCGCCAAACAAUGACAGGGUUCUGCGGGCGGAACUCACAACGCGUAUUCCGAUGUACGAAGAAACACUUACAGACAUCACGGAUUCUAGUGUGAUACAUAGGGCAAAAUAAUGUCUUAAUAAUCCUUAAGUACCUUGUUACGAGAGCAGCGCGUGAAAAAUCCGCGCGACUCGAUCUAACAGUUAUUACACGCCAGCGUCGCCAAUCGAUCUUGCCGUUCGAAACUCGCGUGCGCGAGAAAAGCACGAGGCGACGGUGAAAGAGCGAGAUGGGAGUAAUAGAGAGCUGGAUUAUACAAAGCGCGCGCGAUAAAAUACUCGCAGCGGUAUAUCAAUUUGAUCGAAAAAACCGGAUGGACGAAAAAGAAGAAAAACGAGAAGAAGAAGAAGAAGAAGAUAGGAAAAGCAUUUCGUAGACAAUUUAGAGGAAAAAAAAACCUAAAAUCGUUGCCGAUUGCUAGGGAGGUGUAGAUGAUUGAGCUUUCGUCAAUAGGAAUGUUUUUCGACGCGAAUCGAUCGGUCGUCGAUCGAAAAACUGCGUGUAAAACGAUUCCGUCUGCCGAUAUUCGCUCUCGUGCAAACUAGCAGGGAUUACACACACACACACAUACACACUCACACACACAGCGUCUCUUAAACACACGUGCGUAUUACUGUAAUUACAUACUUAGCGAUACGGUAAUACGUUUAAUUACCGUCUAAUAAUAACGACGAACGUAGAAAAAGAAAAUCGAUAAUAAAUCGGCGAAUUAUCGGCACGAUCGAGAAGGAAGAGAUCGCAGAUCGAUUCGCUUCUCUCGGUCUCGCUAAAAAAAAAAA
This is a messenger RNA of Pseudomyrmex gracilis, 9289 nucleotides long. RefSeq lists its product as uncharacterized. The record is from RefSeq and is a predicted model, not a curated record. Bases 224 to 8485 code for a protein of 2753 amino acids. Lineage: Eukaryota; Metazoa; Arthropoda; Insecta; Hymenoptera; Formicidae. The transcript is spliced from 39 exons. Gene Ontology annotation, molecular function: ubiquitin-protein transferase activity; protein binding.